AUGAAAGAUUACUUCGACGAGAAUUGCACAUAUCCACUGGAGUACUUUCACAGGCCAUUCAGGAUGCGACGAGAACUUUUUCUUCGUAUUCUUAAUGAUAUCAAAACUUAUGAUGACUACUUUGUCCAAAAAAAGGAUGCGACUGGUCGUCUGGGGUUGUCUUCUAUACAGAAGAUGACAAUUGUUGUCCGUAUACUCGCAUAUGGUUGUGCAGCUGAUUACUAUGAUGAGUAUAUUAAAAUCAGCGAGAGCACUGCUAUUAAAUGCUUGAAGGCAUUUUGUAAUGCUAUUGUUGCUGUUAUUCCAGCCACUCACAGUAAGCUCAAUGUUUACAAGCAGGUUUGGAUUUAUGAGGAUGCUGAUGAUGAUUCAAAUAUGUAUGUUCACCAUGAUAUCGUCAUUCCAGCAUUUCCCCUGUGCAUAACAUGGCUUGAUUGCCCACUUAAAGGGUGGAGAUAA
Molecule: messenger RNA, 459 nt
Organism: Cornus florida
Lineage: Eukaryota; Viridiplantae; Streptophyta; Magnoliopsida; Cornales; Cornaceae
Exons: 3
Coding region: 1-459 (152 amino acids)
Source: RefSeq, a predicted model, not a curated record